Molecule: messenger RNA, 546 nt
Organism: Dichomitus squalens LYAD-421 SS1
Lineage: Eukaryota; Fungi; Basidiomycota; Agaricomycetes; Polyporales; Polyporaceae
Exons: 3
Biological process (GO): protein phosphorylation
Molecular function (GO): protein serine/threonine kinase activity; ATP binding
Source: RefSeq, a predicted model, not a curated record
UGGAACAAGACCAGUUUCUCCAAACAGGAUGCUGGCCUGGUAUGGCUGCUAGAACCUGAGAGGUCUGUUGCCAUGGAGCGUUGGAGUGGCACAAUGGCACAUCCGAACCACGCAGACAAGCGUGGCGCAACAUUGACGGCUUUUGUCCACUUUGCAUAUGUGUAUAGUCAUCGGACCCUUGUGUUCUCUGACCUUCAAACGUCGAGUGGCAGGCUUCAGAACGGAGGGAGAGGUGAUAUCCUCUUUGAUGUCAUGACACACACCGAGUCCGGCGACAGUGGUAUCGGAGACUAUGGAGAAACCGGCAUCAAGACAUUCCUGGCCGACCAUAUCUGCAAUGAUAUCUGCGUUGAGCUUGGUUUACGGGAUAUUUCUGAUCCGCUCGAGAAUAGGGACCGUAUCCGCGCUCGCCAUAACGAAGACAAGUACAACACGGAUUCCUCGGACGACAAAGAUGAUGAGGAGAAUGAUACUCGUGGAUCGGGCCUUGUUUCGUAUAUAUCAUCUCGGGAAGGGAAUGAUACCGACGAUCCGGAGGUGGCCUAG